Molecule: messenger RNA, 240 nt
Organism: Bipolaris victoriae FI3
Lineage: Eukaryota; Fungi; Ascomycota; Dothideomycetes; Pleosporales; Pleosporaceae
Exons: 1
Molecular function (GO): oxidoreductase activity, acting on paired donors, with incorporation or reduction of molecular oxygen; iron ion binding; monooxygenase activity
Source: RefSeq, a predicted model, not a curated record
CAGUAUAUUAAAUUGUUCAAGAUACGGAUAGGCUAUGAAAACCGGAUUUUCCUCAACAGCCUAACAGCUAGACGCGACAUCCUCAACAAGCAGCUUACAACUGCGUCCAGUCAUAGUCCUUUGCCGGUCGUGUCUGACCUCCUUUCUGGAGGGAAAUAUUUCGUCUUCACAAGCUAUACACCCAAGUGGCGGAAGUUGUGGGCCAUAGUGUACAAGUUGCUAACACCUAAGGCCUCUUAG